Molecule: messenger RNA, 1657 nt
Organism: Lycium ferocissimum
Lineage: Eukaryota; Viridiplantae; Streptophyta; Magnoliopsida; Solanales; Solanaceae
Product: F-box protein At5g07610-like
Exons: 2
Coding region: 226-1455 (409 amino acids)
Molecular function (GO): protein binding
Source: RefSeq, a predicted model, not a curated record
CCCGAAAAGUGAAAAUUUUCAACUUUGCCUAUUAAUUACUUUAACACUAUUUUGGCGCUUUUUUCGCUUUUUUCAUUAAAUCCAAAUCAACAAAUCUUAAUUGAAAGUAAAAACCAACCCCUAAAUUAUUUUCAUUUUUAUUUUUCAGUUCUUGCUUCAGUUGCUGGGAUUCUGAAUUUUUUCUCAAAGGGUCUGUUCGAGUUUGAACUUAUUCCUAGACUGACAAUGGAUGAGAGCCACAUGCAUAAAAAACUUGCUAUUACUGCAGCGGUGGAUGUUAUAGCUGGAAAUGCUGACCUUUUAUAUGAAAUUCUACUUUGUUUGCCUGCAAGAUCUCUCAUCAGGUUCAGUAUAGUAUGCAAGCUUUGGCGCUCAAUCAUUACCAGUAUGCAAUUUAGGCUAAGUCAUUGUCGUACUCUUGCCUUUUCUAAUGCUCUCCCCCCUUCCGGGAUUUACUUUUACAAUUGUCUAACCAAACCCCAAAAGAUUGAAUCCCUUCCAAUCACUGAUAAUGUAACUAGCCUCCCUCCUAUUCAAUUCCUUGACCACAUGGCUCUAAAUAUAAGAGAUACAUACGAGAUUACGCAAGCCAAGGUUACGCAAUCUUGCAAUGGCCUAUUAAUGUGCGUAUUCACGGCGAGAACUGAUAGAAUUACUAUCAAAAUUGGUCUUGUUUACAAUCCUGCAAAUAAAGAGGCCCGUCUGUUGCCGAUCCCCGAUAAGAAGUAUGAUGAAUUUGUCUAUUAUAAUCUGAUACCUGACCCUUCAGAACCACCUUAUUACACAGCUUUGUGUGUUACUCGUCUGGGUAGUUGGUAUUCUGAUAUCGAUGUGAGUGUGUAUGUGCCAGGGAGUGAGUCAUGGAGAUCCUGUUGUCGUUCCUCUGUACCCUCUUUUAUGGACUUCAACGGUGGAGUAUUUUGGAAUGGUGCAAUUCACUGGAUCGGUGAAUAUUCCUCCGUUUACUUUGAUGUUUAUUCAGAGAAAGUUGCAAUGAUUAUGCCACCCAAACCUCAGGGAUAUUGUAGCCAAAAGAUUAGGUAUUUUGGGGAAUGGGGUGGCCAUUUGCAUCUUAUUCUGGUUCAGAGCCUAUACCCCAAGAAAUUCAAUGUGCUUGAAUUAGAUAAAGAUACCUGGAAGUGGUCAGUGAAGUAUCGUGUUCAUCUUGCUCGGUUAAUUUCAGCAUUUCCAGAGAUGGUUCGGCAGACAUCAUCUGGCACACGAUAUGCAUUUUCCAUUUUGUCUGUGAUUCGAGGGGAGAACAUAGAAGAUUCAGUCCUUUUGCUAACUAUUCCCGGGAAGGUGGUCGCCUACAACUUAGUGCGUAAAACUACUAAAGUAGUCCGCGAGUUGCCUGGUGAAGUAGUUGACACUUUACGCUUUAAUCAUAUCAGCGCUUAUCAGUAUACCGAAAGUUUGUUUCCGGUUAGAGAGUGGGGUAUUAUCAAAAAAUAGUGCUCUUAUCAGCGGCUUGCAAGGACUUCUCGGCAUUCUUCUGGAAAAGGUUAUCGCUUAGGUACUUCAAGUCAAGACUUAUUUGAAAAGUAAAUAUCAUAUCCUAGCUCUUGUAGUUCUUUUGGGGAUUCAAUACAAAUGUUAUUGAACCUUUGCUGAAAAAUCGUUUCAGUGUUUUAUCUGGACAUACUGAUUUUGUGUC